This is a messenger RNA of Phalaenopsis equestris, 2807 nucleotides long. Its product is annotated as probable LRR receptor-like serine/threonine-protein kinase At1g12460. Gene Ontology annotation, molecular function: ATP binding; protein kinase activity; protein binding. The transcript has 3 exons. NCBI's taxonomy places the organism in Eukaryota, Viridiplantae, Streptophyta, Magnoliopsida, Asparagales, Orchidaceae. The coding region runs from base 141 to 2765 and encodes 874 amino acids. The record is from RefSeq and is a predicted model, not a curated record. Gene Ontology annotation, biological process: protein phosphorylation.
CGCCGUACAAAGAGACACAGAUUGGUGUCCAGUGGUGGCGGAGAGGUUAUCUCCUCCCCAUCGCUCGCCGGAGACUACUGUUCGGAGGCAUUCGAUGAAACCGCUCCUCGUUGGCACUCUUUCUCUUUUGGAAGCUUAUCAUGAGAGCUCUAGAUCUUCUUCUUUUGCUGUUUGCGGUGAUUAGGGUUGUGGAAGAGGCAGCGGCGGAUGUCGUCGGAGAGAAGGAGAUAUUGUUGCAGUUUAAGGGGAAUGUGACGGCGGAUCCUCGCGGAGCGCUUGCAUCGUGGGUAGAUGAUGGCGGGAAUCCGUGCAGGGAUUUCGCCGGAGUUACUUGUUCGGAUGCGGGGUUCGUGGUGAAGAUACUUAUCCACGGGGCUGAGCUUAAGGGCACGCUGUCGUCCUCUGUUGCUGGACUAAGUGAUCUUCAGAUUCUCUCGCUAUUCGGGAAUCGUUUCUCCGGCGGUGUGCCGGUGGAGUAUGGGGGGAUUGAAACCCUAAGGAAGCUUAAUCUCAGUCGUAAUGAGCUCUCCGGUGGGAUUCCGGCGUCACUCGGCAAUAUACCCUCGCUCCGUCUUCUGGAUCUGGGCGGGAAUUCCUUUUCCGGUGAGAUUCCGGGCUCUUUGUUCAAGAACUGCUUCAGGACGAGAUUCGUCUCUUUCGCACAUAAUCGCCUCUCGGGUUCGAUUCCGACAUCCAUCGCAAACUGCUUCAAUCUGGUCGGUUUCAACUUCUCGUUCAACAAACUUACGGGAGAUUUUCCGCCGGAGAUCUGCGCGCCUCCUGCAAUCACAUUCAUUGCGCUGGGAAACAAUUCUCUCUCAGGAACGGUUACGGAUAAGAUCUCAUUCUGCCGGAGCUUGGAAUUCUUCGAUCUCGGAGGCAACUCGUUCUCCGGAUCAGUGCCCUUUGAUCUUCUUUCCCUCACAAACCUGAGUUACUUCAAUGCUUCAUUCAAUCGCUUCCAAGGAAUCAUCCCGGAGAUCGGUACCUGCAGCGAUAAAUUGAAGUACAUUGAUGUCUCCGGGAACGAUCUAAGCGGAGCGAUUGAUCCCAGCAUUGCCAAUUGUGCUGGGCUGAGGUUCCUGGAUUUAGGUUUUAAUGAGCUAACCGGAAACAUUCCGCAUGAGAUUGGAUCGAUCAAGUAUUUAUCAGUUCUCCGGCUGGGCAGCAACGCCAUUACCGGAACAAUCCCUUCUGAACUCGGAGAGAUGGAGAUGAUCCAGGUUCUAGACUUGCACAAUCUUCAGCUCUCAGGAGAAAUUCCACCUUCCCUGACCCACUGCCAGUUCCUCCUCGAACUGGAUGCAUCAAGAAACAAACUACAGGGAGGAAUCCCUGAGACGAUUUCCAAAAUGACCUUGUUGGAACACCUCGAUCUUCAUCACAACGAACUCAAUGGCACCAUUCCAUCAUCCCUCGGUCAACUGAUCCGUCUUCAGUUCCUCGACCUCUCCCAGAACUUGCUCUCCGGAUCCAUCCCUCCUUCCCUCAGCAAUCUAUCCCUACUAACCCAUUUCAAUCUCUCCUACAAUAAUCUCAGCGGCGCCAUUCCUUCUGCUCCAUCAAUCCAACAAUUCGGCUCCUCUGCAUUCUCCAACAACCCAUUUCUCUGCGGUUCUCCCCUCAACAUCCUCUGCGGCGGACACCGAAGAGCAAAAGUUCUGAGCGUUACUGUAAUAAUUGCCAUUGUGGCGGCCGCCUUGAUCCUUGCCGGAGUAUGUGUGGUUGCAGUGAUGAACCAAAGGGCUUACAGGAAGAAGAGUUUGGAAGAAGAGAUGCUUGUUUCUGAGAGCACAGCUCCAGCUUCCACCAGUUCAAACAUCAUCAUAGGAAAGCUCGUUCUUUUCAGCAAGAGCCUGCCGUCGAGGUACGAAGACUGGGAGGCUGGCACGAAGGCGCUGCUCGACAAGGACUGCCUGAUUGGCGGAGGCUCCAUCGGAUCAGUCUACAAGGCGAGCUUCGAAGGCGGAGUAACCAUUGCCGUGAAGAAGCUGGAGACGCUGGGAAAGAUCAGAAACCAGGAAGAAUUUGAGCAGGAAAUGAGCCGACUUGGAGGUAUGAGACAUCCAAAUCUGGUGGGUUUCCAUGGAUACUAUUGGUCCUCCACAACGCAGCUGAUUCUAUCCGAAUUCGUCCCCAAUGGUAGCCUCCAUCAACAUCUCCAUGAUUCGAACUUCUCCAGCAGCAGCGGCGGCGGCCGAGGCCAGCUUUUUUGGUCCCGGAGAUUCGAUAUAGCUCUCGGAACUGCGAGGGCUCUCGCCUAUCUCCACCAUGACUGCAAGCCACAAGUUCUGCAUCUAAACAUCAAAUCCACCAACGUUUUGUUAGGCGAAGGUUAUGAGCCUAAGCUGAGUGACUAUGGGUUGAUGAAGCUGCUGCCGAUUCUUGGAAGCGGUGAGCUGACCAAGUUCCAUACCGCCGUCGGCUACGUCGCGCCGGAAUUGGCGUCACAGAGCUUAAGAUACAGUGAGAAAUGUGAUGUUUAUAGCUUUGGAAUCAUUCUUUUGGAGAUUGUGACGGGGAGGAAGCCUGUGGAGAGCCCUGGAGCGACACAGGUGGUGCUGCUCCGUGAUUUUGUACAGGGAGCUUUGGAUGAUGGAGCUGUUUCGGAUUGCUUUGAUAGGAGCCUGAGGAGAUUUUCGGAGAGGGAAGUGAUUCAGGUGCUCAAGUUGGGACUUUUUUGUGCCGACGAUGCUCCGGCGAAGAGGCCGAGCAUGGGGGAGGUGGUUCAGUUUCUGGAAUCCAUCAGGUCCGGCAACUCCUGAUACUUGUGAUGAGAUAAGCAGACUCUGAAGUUGAUCGGAGGC